Messenger RNA from Rhipicephalus sanguineus (brown dog tick), 381 nucleotides. RefSeq names its product neprilysin-1-like. NCBI's taxonomy places the organism in Eukaryota, Metazoa, Arthropoda, Arachnida, Ixodida, Ixodidae. The record is from RefSeq and is a predicted model, not a curated record. The transcript has 3 exons. Gene Ontology annotation, cellular component: plasma membrane. Bases 1 to 381 code for a protein of 126 amino acids. Gene Ontology annotation, biological process: protein processing. Gene Ontology annotation, molecular function: metalloendopeptidase activity.
AUGAUCCGCUCUGCCGCUAUCGCGCAUGCGCAGUACUAUCGCCGGCGGUCCAGGGAGGUGGCGCACCCGAAGCCCGAGUUCCAGCUUCCCAAGAGCGCCAAUCUGAGCAGCGACGAGAUAUUCUUCUAUUCGUUCGGCGAGUACAUGUGCGAGGUGCUCAAGCCGGCCGCCCACAACAAGGUGCUCGACUUUGGACUCCUGCCACCGAACCGCAUCAGGCUUAACACCUUGCUCCGUAACACUCCGGAUUUCGCCGCUGCCUUCAAGUGUCCGUCGACCAGCGAGAUGGUGCUGCCGACGCCCGAUUACUGCUUGGCGUUUCCUCGCGGGGACCAUUACGUCAUCAGGCCCAUCGACGCGUACACCACGCCGAGGUCGUGA